Molecule: messenger RNA, 1429 nt
Organism: Silurus meridionalis
Lineage: Eukaryota; Metazoa; Chordata; Actinopteri; Siluriformes; Siluridae
Exons: 3
Coding region: 247-903 (218 amino acids)
Source: RefSeq, a predicted model, not a curated record
UGUCUUCCUCUCUUGACUGCAAUAGUAGUUUCCAGACAGUAACUACCAGGCAGGGUUAAAAACGUUUGGGACUCCAAACCAACUCUACAACUCUACAGACAUUACGUUGGAAUGAAAGCGAUGAAGUCAUUGAUGGAUUGAUUUUUUUCUUUCUUUCUUUCUUUUUUUUUGUGGUAACUUUUAACCCCUGAAGAAUUUCGGUUUGAAAGGUCACCAUAGUAAAGUGAUUCUUUAUCAUCAGCCGGAAUGGAGCAGCACUGUACGCUGUGUGUAUUACUAUUCAUAGCCACACUGACACUAGGUCACUGCCAGAGUGGUGAUGGAGGGGACUGGGGAUCAGGCAGUAUGCCAGAGCUUUUGUUCACCUCUACCUCAACUCCUAUUCCAAACACAGUCUAUAAUGAUUCACCCAACCCUGAGAGCACAAACUGGACCAAGUCACUUUUUCAAGUCAUUCCAGACAGCAAAGCUGAUGGCUGCUCGGUCAAUUUCCACACCAGCCAGGCUAUGUCCAGGCGAUUACAAGUGGCCAAGGAGGAGAUGGCUUAUCUGAAAGCCCUCCAGCAUGGGAAUCAGGCAGUAAUGGAGAAUCUGAUCCAGUUUGUUGGAGCAGAAAUGGGGGAUCAGAGCUAUCAAGACAUUAUUCAAGAAAAUAUUGUUGCGAUCAAGGAGGAUCAUGCAAGCUGUGUGGGAGUGCUGAGAAAAGCAACAGAGGAGUUGGAGAACCAGCUAGAGGGAGCUGGCCUUGCUGGAAUUCAGAGAAUCACUGAAGACUCUUUGACCUUUGAAAGGAUGCUGCGUGUGACAACAGACAUCGCCAACCAACUGGAGACGUCCUCACGAACCCUUCACCUGCAGAUAACGGAGCAACUGAGAAAGGGCUUGAAGCUCAAAAGAACAUAAAUCUCACAAAAGAAAAACUGUCAUGUUUGUGGAACAUUACAACCUUAAAUCCAAGCAUCAAUAAGAUCAUUUAAAUAUUUAAGUGAAUUUUAAUAGAGUGAUAAUAAAAUAUCCAGAAGAUCACUUUAUUAUAUGCUAGGUUAAAAAGGUUCAUUGUUUUGCACAAGUUUAAAUGUUAAAACAAGUGUUGACAUCUAAUACAACUGUAUUUUAAUUCCAGACAGCUAGCUUUGUGUUAUGGCUUUCGUAGGUGCUAGGGUACAGAUGGAGAGUCUACAGCUUGGGCCCCUCAGUCAGUGUGGAUAUAUGUGUGCUGAGAGGAGAGAAAGAGAAAUGACAGUGAGGUCAUAGAAAAACAAAUGGAGCCUCAUCUGGCAGCCAAAGCAGCAAGGGUGCUUGUUAUCACCAUUGUUUAAUUCCUUUCUAUUAAUCAUAACAAAACACUGUGUAAAGUAUGAUUUAUGUUGACCAGCUGGAAAUGGGAUGUAUGAGUGCAUGGAUGCAGGAUUAAAGAGCUUGGAUGCUU